GGCUUGAAUGUAAUGGACGUUGAUUAAUAUAAAAAGUUACGCACUAAAGCUUUGUUAAAGGAAAGCAGAGUUUAUCUGUUGAAAUGGUCCACCCCACGCGCAGAAUCUGUUACGUGAACCUAGAUCUCUAAGAGAGCGACAGCUUUUAUUAGGGGUGAAAUGCUGAACCCUGCUUAUGUUGGAGAUCAAGGUCCAUGAAUGACUGACAUCACUGUGAACAAUUCAGUCUACAACUCAGCCAGAAGAUCCUGUCAGUUGGAAUGUUUGCAGGAGUAACUGCAGAAAGCCCCAGUGAUGCCGCUGCAACAGGAGAGGUCUGGCAUAGAGGGCCAAUUUUUUUUUUUUUUACCACAACACUGUUUGGUGUGAUCAUAUGGACAGGAAGUGAGACAUCAGUGCACAUUUAAAAUGAUAUUGGUUUCUUUUUCUGUGAAAUGGAAGAACAAGUGAAAAAUGUUCCUUUUUGUGUGCAUUUGGUGUGAUCUAGUCAAACCGAUUGGGUGUGAUAUAGCCAACGUAAAAAUAACAUUUAUAGUUUCAGAUAAAAAUCUAUUUGAGCAAUUAUCACACAUGCAACACCUCAUCACGUUGCUGUAUGCUGAAUGAGCAAAGGAAAUCCUGUGUUAACAUCGCUGCAUCUGUGAAACACAUGGUGUGAAGGUCUGACCCCGAGAGGACAACAUGGACUUUCUCAAGUGGCCUCUGUUUUUUGUGUGCCUUUGCUCUAAGGGUUCUAAAACUGAAGGCUCAUCUUGGACAAUUAAGGUGCCGUCCUCAGUAAAAGGUCUCCCUGGAUCCUGUGUGGUGAUCCCCUGUUCGUUCAACUACCCAGAUCCAGGCAGGGUGGUCACUGAAUUCACUGGGAUGUGGGCCGAGGGGGAACAUGAGAUCAUCUAUCACCCAGACAAGUUAACAGUGAAGCAGCAGUAUCGGAGUCGGACAGAGCUGUUGGGAGACAUCAGUCAGAAGAACUGUUCAUUUAAGAUUGAUCCCCUUAAACAAAGUGACCAAGGGCCAUUUUAUUUCAGGAUUGAAAUGGCAGGCUAUGAAAAGUUUUCUUACAAAGAGAACACAGUCUCCAUUACAAUGAGUGUACCAAAUCCCAUCCAGUUCUCUGUGAAAGAGGAGGUAGUGGAAGGUGAUAAGGUGUCUGCAUCCUGCUCAGUGUCUCACUCCUGCCCCACCUCUCCUCCUGUCUUCACCUGGAGUCACACUGGACACACACAUGUCCAACCACAGCAGCUUGACGAUGGCCAGUGGAGAACAACAUCUACCCUAAACUUUCAAGCUACCAGCGCUGAUCACAACAAGCCUUUACAGUGUACUGUAACAUACCAUGGAGGGCAGCACCAAACAACAUCCAGAGACCUCAAAGUAAAAUAUGCCCCAGUAAAUGUGACGGUUGAGCACAAGUCAGAUGUAAAGGAGGGAGAAGCUGUGCGGCUGAGAUGCUCCAGUGAUGCUCACCCCCCCACCAGCAGCUAUCAGUGGCAUAAUGAAACUGGUGCUCAGCUGCAUCAAGGAAACGUCUACAUGCUGCCAAAUGUCUCCAGACACACAGGAGCUCUGUACUGUACUGCCAUCAAUGCAGUAGGACAAGGCAAUUCAAGCCCUGUGCAGCUUAAUGUGUUAUAUGCCCCUGAGAUUAAGACGGCUUCUUCCUGCUCCUCAGAGGCAGAUAUGGUAAAGUGUGUGUGCAUUGCGGAGUCCAAGCCUCCCAGCAUUGUCUAUUUUGUGCUUUCUGACAGAGUCCUGCCAAGCACCGAGGUAGAGAAACACGGCUUUGUUACCAUUGGGACUCUGCGGGCAAAGUUUGGAUCUUCUGAGGCUGUCUACUGUCUGGCAAACAACACCCUGGGCAAUGCCAACCUCACACUCGCUUUACCUUACAGUAAGAUGCAGAAUCUGUAUAUUAUCAUCGCUUCUGGAGCAGGAGGGAUUUUGGUGAUGCUUUUAAUAACAGUGAUAGUUGUUAAAAAAUGCAGGGGGAGGUCUAAGGAUGCACCAACACCUCGCAUGAGCUCACUGAAAACAGAUAAAGAUGUGGUGCUCUCUCAGUAUGCUCCAACAAAAAGAAUAGAAAGGUGCUAUGAUGAGGUACAGUGCUCCGGCAAUUACGUCGAUGAUCAUGUGUAUGGCAACAUGGAGAUCGACUGCGAUGAAACAAUAUAUGCCAACAUGUAACAUUGUUGAACUCAUUUGAGGAACAGCUCCAUCUGAUGUGGGUCAAGAAAGUUGUACAAAAAAUAUGCUUUCUUCUGUAUAUAAGUGCUGUUUUUCCCCUGUAAUUCCCACAUAUUUUUGAAAAUAAUUCCCUGACUGCUUGUCCGAUCAACAGUAACAAAUGUGAAUGAUGAAAAGUAAUUUGUUAGUUACAUAUAUGUUUGAUAACUUUUAAUUUUCAGUCAAAUCAAUGUAUUAGUCACCUAAUGGCAAUACAUCUUGUCACACCUUUUGAAUGUCCUCUUAAGCUGUAUCUGUAUUUGUAUGUACUGUAUAAACACAUGUAUUUUCACAGAUUGUAUUCAUUUAUUAAUCAACUAAAACAAACUGAUAAAGUAAAUAUAUUCAGUGUGUACUCA
Messenger RNA from Perca flavescens (yellow perch), 2582 nucleotides. RefSeq names its product sialoadhesin. The transcript is spliced from 10 exons. The record is from RefSeq and is a predicted model, not a curated record. The coding region runs from base 682 to 2184 and encodes 500 amino acids. NCBI's taxonomy places the organism in Eukaryota, Metazoa, Chordata, Actinopteri, Perciformes, Percidae.